AUGGAAGCCUCCACUGCCGCUACACGCCGUCUGCAAACCCUGCGCAACCAUACCAGCUCCUCUGGGAAACGGGAGCAGGGAACCCUCCUCCUAGUCCUUCCUGACGGAGGAAAAGUAUCCACUGCGUUGGCAAUUGGAGAAGAAAAAGUGAAUGAGAUAAUUCUCAAUGGCUCUGUAAUUCUGUGCUACACUAUUUCGGCGUCGAAAUCAUACGCCUUUGACAUUACUUCUAUUGGCACGCGAUACCAGGGAGCGACGACCCACAUACCUAAAUACAACCUGUAUAUCCUCAGUGCGCCCCUCUCAAAUUCACUACCUCCUCGCUCAAAUGAUAUAUCCAUACCCGAACUCUGGGUGGGCAUAUAUGCAUUGUUCCAAUUAUACCCCGACAACGAAUACAUUCCCUUCGUCGCCCCUUCUAUCCCCAAUGUCGAGGAGCUCAAAUCCUAUUUACUUACCACAGGCCUUGCUCGCGCAUACCCAACUUCAGGGAUUGCUCCCAAAAAUUCUAUACCGACCGACGACAUUCUGUUCCUUUCCCGUGCAACGUUCUGGCAAGGCGCCGGCACGACUGGAUACCACCGCCUAAGCUGGAUCCUAAACCCCCAAAUCCCCUUUCCAUCCAUCUCCGCUUUCACACGCAACGAGAAAGUUAUCGCCCAACACCCCCUCCGUCCCUCAAAGCCGCAGCCAGGAGAGGUCCUUUAUCGACGCUGGUGCAGCCAUGUGAAGCAGACCUUUGAGAUCACCUAUUUUGACCUCGAAGGCGUACACGAUGGCUCAAAGGUACUCGCAGGGCCGAAGGGGUUAUCACGUCACAUGGCCGCGUUCCACAAGUGGCACAACGACGAGCGCGUGAACAGCGCUUGGGGCGAGCGAGGCAGUCUCGAGACGCACAGAGACUACAUCGAGGGCGUCCUCGCGGACCCGCAUGUCCUUCCCUGCAUGAUGAGCUGGGACGGGGAGCUGAUGGGAUAUACUGAGAUUGUAUACGUAAAGGAAGACCACGUCGCACAACACUACCCUACUGGUAUUACGCCUGGGGACUGGGAACGCGGCAUACACGUUCUUGUUGGCGAAGACAAGUUCCUUGGUGGCGGAAGAUCCGAAAUAUGGCUCCGGUCACUUGUUCACUACAUUUUCCUCGCCGACCCGCGGACGGACAGAGUUUGUGGAGAGCCCAAUCAUUCCAAUACGCCCAUUAUUAAAGUUGGGUCGAAAUCUGGGUUUCAUCUCGAGACAUUAAUCGAUUUUCCCUACAAACGUUCUGCUUUGAUUCUGAAUCCGCGAGAAAAUUUUUUCAAGCUGUGCCGCUUGCGUUAA
Molecule: messenger RNA, 1323 nt
Organism: Psilocybe cubensis
Lineage: Eukaryota; Fungi; Basidiomycota; Agaricomycetes; Agaricales; Agrocybaceae
Exons: 3
Coding region: 1-1323 (440 amino acids)
Biological process (GO): siderophore biosynthetic process
Source: RefSeq, a predicted model, not a curated record